UCAGAAUGUUUGGUGAAAAUGACACCAGAGCUAAAAGAGACCAACAGGAGAGAUCAGAGUCUGAGAUUCUCAGUGGUCAAUCUGUCCAGAGUCAUCAAACAGACCUGUCCUCUAUAUUCAGUUUACUUGAACAGAAUAUCAUGAUAUUUGUGAAGAAGGAGUUAAAGAGGUUUAAGAUAAUGCUGAGUUCAGAUCUCCCAGAAGGAUUUGAGAGUCAGAGGGAGGAUGAGGAAGGUGUGGACCCUGAAGAUGAGAAGCAGGAGAGCAGUGCCAACGAGGGGGCUCUGAAGAUCACACUGCAUGUCCUGAGGAACAUGUACCAGAAGGAUCUUGCUGACACACUGGAGAAAAAUGAGCUUGCAGUGAUUUACCAACAUGAUCUCAAAUCUAACCUGAAGAAGAAGUGUCAGUGCUUAUUUGAGGGUAUCGCUAAACAAGGGAACCCAACACUUCUCAAUAAGAUCUACACAGAGCUCUACAUCACAGAGGGUGGAAGUGGAGGAGUCAAUAAUGAACAUGAGGUGAGACAGAUUGAGACAACAACCAGGAAACAAACAAGACCAGAGACAGCAAUCAAAUGUAAUGACAUCUUCAAACCCACACCUGGACAAGACAAACCUAUCAGAACUGUGAUGACAAAGGGUGUUGCUGGAAUUGGAAAAACUGUUUCUGUGCAGAAGUUCAUCCUGGACUGGGCUGAAGGAAAAGCCAAUCAGGAAGUCCAAUUUGUAUUUCCCCUCCCUUUUAGAGAGCUGAAUUUAAUGAAAGGGGAUGAACUCAGUUUGAUUCAACUCAUCAAUUAUUUCUCAGUUGAAACCAAUAAAGCAAGAAUCUCUAACUACAACAAAUACAAAGUUCUGUUCAUCUUUGAUGGUCUUGAUGAGUGCCGACUGCCCCUUGACUUCCAGAACAACAAGAGCUGUUGUGAUGUCACAGAGUCAACCUCAGUGGAUGUGCUGCUGACAAACCUCAUCAAGGGAAAUCUGCUUCCCUCUGCUCUCCUCUGGAUAACUACCAGACCUGCAGCAGCCAAUCAGAUCCCUUCAGGGUGUGUUGGCCUGGUGACAGAGGUCAGAGGGUUCAAUGACCUACAGAAAGAGGAGUACUUCAGGAAGAGAUUCACUGAUGAGGACCUGGCCAGCAGAAUCAUCUCACACAUAAAGACAUCAAGGAGCCUCCACAUCAUGUGUCACAUACCAGUCUUCUGUUGGAUCGUUGCUACAAUCCUUUAGCACAUGUUGACUACAGAUGAUAAAGGAGAGCUGCCCAAGACCCUAACAGACAUGUACUCACACUUCCUUGUGUUUCAGUCCAAACACAGGAAUGUAAAGUAUGAUGGGAAAAAAGUGACAGAACCACACUGGAAUAAAAAGAGCAUUCUGACACUGGGAAAACUGGCUUUUCAACAGCUACAGAAAGGCAAUCUGAUUUUCUAUGAAGAAGACCUGAAAGAGUGUGGCAUUGAUAUCAAUGAAGCAUCAGUGUACUCAGGAGUCUGUACACAGAUCUUUAAAGAGGAAUGUGGGUUGAACCAGGACAAGGUGUUCUGCUUUGUCCAUCUGAGUAUUCAGGAGUUUUUAGCGGCUGUCUAUGUGUUUCUCUCAUUCAAAAACAAAAAUAAGAAUCUAAUGGAUGAACAACAAUCAACCUUCAUAACACGUCUACCCUGGACAAUACCUGAAAUAGAUUUUCACAAGACUGCUGUGGAUAAAGCCUUCCAGAGUAAGACUGGACACCUGGACCUUUUCCUCCGCUUCCUUCUGGGUCUCUCACUGGAGUCAAAUCAGAAGCAUUUACGAGGUCUACUGACAAAGACCAGAAGCAGCUCACAGAGCCAUGAAGAAACAGUCAAGUACAUCAAGGAGAAGAUCAGGGAGAAUCCCUCUUCAGAGAGGUGCAUCAAUCUGUUCCACUGUCUGAAUGAACUGAAUGACCAUUCUCUAGUGGAGGAGAUCCAAAGAUACCUGAGUUUAGGACGUCCCUCCAGAGAAGAACUGUCACCUGCACAGUGGUCAGCUCUGGCCUUUGUAUUACUGACUUCAGAAGAGGAGAUUGAUGUGUUUGACCUGAAGAAAUACUCCUCAUCUGAGGAAGGUCUUCUGGGGAUGUUGCCAGUGAUCAAAACCUGCAGAACUGCUCUGCUGUCAGGCUGUCUGGUCACAAAGGAAGGCUGUGCUUCUCUGGUCUCAGCUCUGAAGUCAAACCCCUCACACCUGAAAGAACUGGAUCUGAGCUACAAUCACCCAGGAGACUUGGGAGUCAGACUGCUCUCUGCUGGACUGGAGGAUCCACACUGGAGACUGGAGAAACUCAAACUGUCAGGUUGUAGAAUCACAAAGGAAGGCUGUGCUUCUCUGGUCUCAGCUCUGAAGUCAAACCCCUCACACCUGAAAGAACUGGAUCUGAGCUACAAUCAGCCAGAGGAUUCAGGAGUGAUGGAGCUCUCUGCUUUGAUGGAGGAUCCACAAUGUAGACUGGAGACUCUGAGACUGUCAGGUUGUAGAAUCACAAAGGAAGGCUGUGCUUCUCUGGUCUCAACUCUGAAGUCAAACCCCUCACACCUGAAAGAACUGGAUCUGAGCUACAAUCAGCCAGAGGAUUCAGGAGUGAAGAAGCUGUCUGCUCUGCUGAAGGAUCCACAAUGUAGACUGGAGACUCUGAGACUGUCAGGUUGUGGAAUCACUGAGGAAGGCUGUGCUUCUCUGGGCUCAGCUCUGAAGUCAAACCCCUCACACCUGAAAGAACUGGAUCUGAGUAAAAAUGACCUGAAGGAUACGGGAGUGGAGAAGCUCUCUGGUUGGCUGAAGGACCCACAAUGUAGACUGGAGACUCUGAGGUGAGUAACACAAUUGACAACAGAACAAUAAACAUGACAACAACACAACAGAGGGGCAACACAACAAAAGGGGAAUACAAACAGCUUCUGUGUUCCCACCUCUACCUGUUCUGAGAUGCUAGAUGGUCCAAGCCUCCAUCCCUGGUAAAGACCAAACCCUGUCAGACAACCCAGCAGGCCUGGAAGGAAACACACCACAACUAACAGGACCACCAUUACAAACAAAAACAUAUUCUUACAUAAUAAAUAAUAAUUUCUGUUAGUCCAAGUCCAUCACACAUUAGAACUAAUCUUCAUUCCACCCCUCUGAUGUCCACUGAUCCACCAUUCAUUCCCACUGUAUUAUUGUUACACUCUUUCUUAUUGAAGACAUCCCUUCAUUCUACCAUGUUGUCUCAUAGGGACUUGAACUUCCCAUCUGUUACAUUUCUUCAUGAAUUGUCUGGUUACAUCAUACUGAUGCUGCCCAGGGAUCCAUCAUAGUACAGAGUAAUUUGUCUCAGUUCUGCCAGGGUGGAUGGGUGGAAGUCACACAGGGCUGCCUUGUCAUAUUGCACUCUAGCGACUCCUUGUGGUCGAGUGGCUGACUGUAAUCUCAGUCAUGGUUGUUAAGCUGCAGAAUGUGUUACCCUCAAGCACACGUGUAUCAGAUAAACACUUCCUGAUUGAUUGAGCAGUGUGAUUAGAAUCGGAACUGCGUGGUAAAGCAUGCUCAUUAGAUAUGUCCCAAUUUAGUUAAUUCAUUUUGACUAUCCUGUAACUUCUGUGUGGAUGUUGAUACAAGGCCGCGUAAUGCAGCAUAAUGCCUUGUCUCAGCAUCCACAGGUCAUAAAAGAGUAUUUGAUUAGAGAUGUGCAUGGCAGUUAUUUUCACAAUUGAUAAUUCCAGCUUUUGUUAUUGAAUAGUCGACCCCACCCCCUCAUGUCAAAAAGAAAGGUAUUAAAUGAAAAAAAUGUAUGUAUACUGUAAUAUGUUAUGCAAUAAAUGUAUAGUUUUAUUUAAAAAUGUAGUUAACAACCUCAAUAACAUUUUAAUAUAAACAAUUAGGCUAGAUAUACCUAUACUCAGGAGACAUUCAGAUUCAGAAACAGCAUCAAAUAACUUAAUACAUAGGCCUGGCAAACCGUUAGUAUUUUAUAAAAAGUCAUUUACAAGUAAUUUAUUUCAAAUUAUUGUUACAAGUUUUUACAUUAAUUACAAUACAAAUGAACUAUAAUGAACUAUAAACGUUGUCAAAAAGCCUGCAUUUUCUCCCAUGAAUAAGUUUUCACUAGCCGUGAACAUUUCCUGUACUUGGCUGUUAGACAGAUUUGUUUAGUCUAUAAGAAAUAACCAAUCAAUUCUGCCACCAAGUGAGUCAAUCGGUAAUAUAGGUUUUUCUGUAUGUUUGAAAAAAAAAUUAGAUUAACUUGUCGAUAAAUGCCAUCCUUGUCAAAAUGUCGACAAUUCGGUAUAUUGUUUAUUAUUAUUGUUGUCUCACACAAAAAAAUACAGUAUCUAAUAUACAUAUGCAAUACAUAAUAUCAAGUAGAUCAAAUGUCUAACACAUGCUGGCAGUUAGUGGCCCUGGUAAGAGUUGAGGUGGAGCCGAGGGGCCCUGGUAUGGCUGAGGUGGAGUCCUGGAAUGGGUUGAACUGGAGUCAAAGGGUCCUAGUAUGGGUUGAGGUGGAG
Molecule: messenger RNA, 4507 nt
Organism: Esox lucius (northern pike)
Lineage: Eukaryota; Metazoa; Chordata; Actinopteri; Esociformes; Esocidae
Product: NLR family CARD domain-containing protein 3-like
Exons: 9
Molecular function (GO): protein binding
Source: RefSeq, a predicted model, not a curated record